CCGGUUCAAACGUCGAACUUUACAUGUGCCGAACCUAAUAGCAAUUCGGGUCGACUCGAAUAAUUAGGUUCGGCAGUUGAUUCAAACGUCGAACCUAAAUAUGUCGAACUUAAUUGAGAAACUGAACAUGACUCUACUGCGGUCAGCGGUUAUUGCUUACCAAAAUGGCGGAAAAAAAUGUGGCAAAUACAAAUGCUGGAAAUGAAGAGCUUGUUUUUCUUGCAAAUGCGAUCAAGGAGGGUAGAAAAAGGCGACUUAAGAUGCAGUUGGCAUUAAACAACCUUGCUGCCAGGAGAAGACGAGUUUUGAAUUUGGCUUGCCUUGUAUUAUUGCUUAUUUCCCAUAGGAACGUCACAGUUCCUCGUCCAGUUCGUUCGUGUCGUCGGCUAAAAAGAAAUUCUGGCUGGUGGCAAAAUGUUUGCAACAUCUAUUCAGACGCAAGAUUCAAAAAAACCUUCAGAGUAUCUAGGGGGACAUUUAAUUUCAUCCUGAGACGUAUUGAACCCUUCCUUAUUCGGCAAACUGUGACGGAAGAACCGAUAUCACCAGCGCUGAGGCUUGCUAUUUGUCUGUAUAGACUAAGCCGAGGAGAUUAUUUCUAUACCAUCGCCGAAAUGUCUGGACUAGGCGUCUCCACAAUUUCCUCAAUUUGUCAGGAAGUCUGUCAAGUCUUGGUGGACCAUUUAUGGAACGAGAAUGUGUCAAGUCACAUGCCCCAAACUGAAGAAGAGUUUAAACAAAAAAUUCUUGACAUGGAAGAAUUCUGGCAAUUUCCAUGCUGUUGGACAGCAUCGGAUGGCUGCCAUAUUCCUAUGAAAUGCCCGCCUGGAGGACUUCAGUCAUGCAAAGAGUACCAUAACUUUAAAAAUUUCUAUUCCAUUGUACUGAUGGCAAUGGUAGACUCACAUUACAGAUUUGUGUGGGGUAGCUGCGGGUUUCCAGGAAAUUCUCACGACGCAGUUAUUUUUAGAUCAACCGACCUUUGGACCCGUAUCCAAGAAGGCCUCAUUCCAGUAAUUGGAAAAACUGUAGGAGAUGUUACUGUUCCACCACUUGUAGUGGGGGACUCUGCAUUCCCUCUACGAACAUGGUUGAUGAAACCAUAUACUAAUGCAAUUCUGACCCCCAAGCAACGUUACUUUAAUUACCGCUUAAGCAGAGCUCGCAUGGUUACAGAGGGUGCUUAUGGGCAGCUCAAGGGUAGGUGGAGGGUCCUACUCCGAAAGAGUGAAAGCAGUCAAGAUAAUGUCCGCUUAACAACAUUGGCAUGUAUGGUUCUCCACAAUAUAUGCAUUGCACGAGGAGAUGCCAUUUCAAAAAAGCUUGAUUUGAGUUUGGAUGCAAAUGGUCAAAAGAGAAAUCGUGAGGAAAUAAGAAAACUGUUGCAGAUGAGAAAUUGUUCAAGCAUCAGAGAUGUGUCACUGGAGGCAAAAAAAGUAAGGAAUGCACUAUGUGAAAAACUAUGGCUUGAGAAGGAAACUGGCAAAGUCUGUUAAUUCAGUACUGAUACAUUUACUAUUUUCACCAAAUUAUUUUCAUAUGAUUGUAUCAAGUGCAAGAUUUAAUUAGCCUGCACAGAAUAUCAUGGUUUUUUUGUUACGAAAUUAGUCACUAAGAAACCAUUUCAAAAUUGUACAACUGUUUCACUAACUCAAAAACUAAGUUGUAUCCAGCUUGAUCUGAUUUUAUCCUUCAAAUAUUUUAUUUCAACAAAACAACAGAUCUUUCUUAUACUAAGAUAACAUUCUCUUCCCCUUUCGAUACAAGUGUAACCAUUUUUUUUAUUCAGUUAACCAGUUAUAAAUUUCAUACAAUUUGUUAAAAUCAAUGUUUUUUUAUUUAUCUAUCUUAGUAACAAGAUCUACACAUUUAACCAUGAGAUUAUCGUUAACCAUCUUUCAGAAUACUUCAUUCACUGACAUACAACGCACUCAGCAAUCAUUUCCAAGAAUACACAUAACCUUCUACUUCCUGCUAAUCAAGAAAAGAGAAAGAUUUAUUCAAUUAAUAAUGAAUAAUAAAAAUGAUUCAAAAUCAUUCAACUUUAAAUAAAAUUGUACUGAAGAAGAUGAAUAUUUCUAUCUACAUUGUUGGUUUCCCAGUCCCCCCGUUUAAAUCGGUAUUAUCUAUCAUAACCAGAUAUGAUGAACACUGUUUCAUUUCAUCAUAAAUCAUUAUGCUAGGGGUAUCACUCGCUGACCAAACGAGCUCAUUGUUGCUGGGAUUUAAGAAAAAAUAACACAACAUCUGGUCAAAGUUCUUUAAGUUAAACAAUUAACUACACA
Molecule: messenger RNA, 2285 nt
Organism: Stylophora pistillata
Lineage: Eukaryota; Metazoa; Cnidaria; Anthozoa; Scleractinia; Pocilloporidae
Source: RefSeq, a predicted model, not a curated record